AUGCCGUCGCGGUCGCAGCAGCGGCGCCUCCCACUUCAGAGUGCUGCGCCCAGCGCUGACACCGCCGCCGCCGCCACGCCUAGCGCGCUCUCGCUCGGGCUGGUUGAGGUGCGAGACACCGGCUGUCCCACCCGCGGGCAUGGCCUCUUCGCUGCCGCGCCGCUGCCCGACGGCGCGUACCUCGGCGACUACACGGGCGAGGUGCUGACGCAAGAGGAGUACCUGGCGCGGUACCCUGAUGAGGAUGCGCGGUACGUGCUCGCCGCCAGCGCCGACUGGAACAUCGACGCCGCGGAGGCGGGCUCUUCCUCGCUGCUGCGGUACGUCAACCACUCGUCCUCGCCAAACUGCUAUUACCAUGUGGAGCGGGUGCGCAGGUCGCCCGCGCGCCGCGUGAGCUUCUACACGCUGCGGCCCGUGCGGCCGGGCGAGGAGCUGCUCUUUGACUACGGCAAAGAGUUUUGGCGGGGGCGCUGCGAGGAGCAAGUUGGUGAUGGCACGUAG
Messenger RNA from Emiliania huxleyi CCMP1516, 504 nucleotides. RefSeq lists its product as hypothetical. Gene Ontology annotation, cellular component: chromatin; nucleus. The transcript is spliced from 2 exons. Bases 1 to 504 code for a protein of 167 amino acids. Gene Ontology annotation, molecular function: protein binding; histone H3K36 methyltransferase activity. Gene Ontology annotation, biological process: regulation of DNA-templated transcription. Lineage: Eukaryota; Haptophyta; Isochrysidales; Noelaerhabdaceae. The record is from RefSeq and is a predicted model, not a curated record.